CAACAUAAAUGGCAAGUGCAGAAAGCAACUCAAUAGAGUCUCCAAUGGUAUCAAAAAAAGAUCCUGCGUGGAAGUAUAAUUAUUUGAAGGAUCCGAAAGAUCCUAAUGCAGUGACUUGCAUAUUCUGCGAUAAGACUACCAUAGGUGGUAUUUUUCGUGCAAAACAACAUCUAGUAGGAAAUUUCAAGAAUGCAGCAGCUUGCAAAAAAUGUCCACCUGAGGUAAAAGAAGAGUUGCUGAAUUAUAUGAAUGAAAAGAAGACACAAAAGAAUGAAUCUUAUGGGAAUUUACCAGAAGACAAUGUUGAACAUAUCAGAGAUGAAGAAGAAGAUUAUUCUACGAGUAUUAACCCAAGUGAAAAAAGAGUAUACGACAAAAAGGGAAAAGAAGUUAUGAGUACUAAAAAAGGUAGAAAAGGACCGAUGGAUCUAUAUAUGCUUCAAGGAUCCCAGAAACAACAAGGGCAAGCAGGAGGCUCAAAAUUGAGACAAACAAAUAUAAGUGAUGCUUGUGAUAAAGAAAUAAGAGGAAGAACAAUUCAGCAUAUUGCUCGCUUCUUCUAUCAGGCUGGUCUUCCCCUUAGUACAACUCGUUUAGACAGUUUUAAGGAUAUGAUUGAAGCUAUUGGAAGAUAUGGUGCAGGAUUAAAACCUCCAAGUUAUUAUGAGAUGCGAGUUCCAUUGCUGCAAAAAGAGUUGAAUUAUACAAAUGACUUACUAAAAGGUCAUAAAGAAUCAUGGGCAACACAUGGUUGCUCUAUUAUGUCAGAUGUUUGGACUGACAGGAGGCGCAGGAGUAUAAUUAAUUUUAUGGUUAAUUGUUCUUUAGGGACUAUGUUUGUGAAGUCAAUAGAUGCUUCAUCUUUUGUAAAAUCUGGAGACAAGAUAUAUGAUUUACUUGACAACUUCGUGGAAGAAAUUGGAGAACAAAAUAUCGUUCAAACCAUAACCGACAAUGGAAGCAACUAUGUUUUAGCUGGUAAAUUGCUUGAAUAAAAAAGACAACACUUGUAUUGGACUCCAUGUGCAGCACAUUGUAUUGAUUUAAUAUUGGAAGAUAUUGGAAAGAUCUUAGAAAUCAAGAAAACCUUAGAAAGGGCAAUUUUUGUUGUUGGAUUUCUUUAUAAUCACAUUGGGGCUUUGAAUAUGAUGAGAGAAUUUACAGGGAAUAAAGAAUUAGUGAGACAUGGUGUUACCCGAUUUGCUACUUCAUUCUUGACAUUACAGAGCGUGCAUCGUCAAAAACAUACUCUGAGAAAUAUGUUUACCUCUGAGAAAUGGGUGACAAGCAAAUGGGCAAAAGAAGCAAAAGGCAAGAGGGCUGCUGAUAUCAUAUUAAUGCCAUCCUUUUGGAAUCAUGUAGUUUAUAUAUUAAAGGUAAUGGGCCCUCUUGUUCGAGUCCUUCGAUUGGUGGAUAAUGAAAAUAAGCCUGCAAUGGGAUAUAUUUAUGAGGCUAUGGAUAGAGCAAAGGAGACGAUUAAAAGAUCUUUUAAUGAAAAUGAAGAAAAAUAUGAGAAAAUUUUUACAAUCAUUGACGAAAGAUGGAAUUGUCAACUUCAUCGUCCCUUACAUGCAGCAGGAUAUUAUUUGAACCCUGAAUUCUUUUAUAAGAUUAAAUCUAUUGGAUUUGAUGCAGAAGUUUUGGGUGGGUUAUAUCAGUGUGUUGCAAGAUUAGUUCCCAGCAUUGAGGUUCAAGAUAAGAUUAUUCAUGAAUUAUCUUUAUAUAAAAAUGCUGAAGGUCUUUUUGGAAUUCCAAUUGCCGUUCGAUCCAGGACAACUACCUCUCCAGCUGAAUGGUGGAGUCUAUUUGGAAAUUCCACCCCGAACUUACAGAAAUUUGCUGUCAAAGUACUUAGUUUGACAUGUAGUGCUUCGGGUUGUGAGCGAAAUUGGAGUGUCUUUGAGCAUGUAAGUAUUACUAAAUAUUUUUAUUUUAAUUAAUUAAUUUAUUUAGAUAUAUGUAUUAAUAUAUUUUUAAAUUAUAUGACAUGACAUAUUCACUCGAAGAGAAGAAAUCGGUUAGAACAUCAACGAUUGCACGAUCUUGUUUACAUAAAGUAUAAUCAAGCUUUGAAGACUCGUCAUGAUUUGAAAAAUAGAUUUGAUUCAAUCUCAUUGCAAGAUAUUGAUGAUUCAAAUGAGUGGUUAGUAGGAGAAAUGGGUGCUAACUUGCAAGAUGCUGAAGACGAGCUUGUAUUUGAAGAUGAUAGAUUGACGUGGGGAGAUGUGGCAAGAGCUUCAGGUGCUGGAGAAUUACAAACAUAUACAAGACAGAUGUCAAAGAGAAAAAUGAGUGCAAAAGCAUCAAGCUCGGCUCCUGCUAUUGUUGAAGACAUAGAGAAUGAAACAUAUCUUGAUGAAGAGGAAGGAAUCGAAGAACAAGAGGAAGAAGACGAAUUCAAUGAAGAUGAUUUGUGUGAAAAUGACGAUAAUAUUGAUUAUGAUGAAUGACUUUGAUGUAAAAUGUUAAUGUUUUGAAUUUUGAAA
Molecule: messenger RNA, 2486 nt
Organism: Musa acuminata AAA Group (dessert banana)
Lineage: Eukaryota; Viridiplantae; Streptophyta; Magnoliopsida; Zingiberales; Musaceae
Exons: 3
Coding region: 1146-1940 (264 amino acids)
Molecular function (GO): protein dimerization activity
Source: RefSeq, a predicted model, not a curated record